CGCUAAGAGUUCAAACGUGCGUCGGGCGCUCGGAACAGUAGACGAUCGAGAGAAUCGCAACGCGUGGGUAGACGAGGGCGAGUGCAGUGUGCAGUGCGUGCGGGUCUUGUGUCGCUGAAAGCUCGCGCCGCGAAGCCUCCGAGAGCGGCGGCAUCGGGCGAGCGCCCGCUUCGCGUCAGUGCCGGCCCGGCCGUGCCGAAAGCACCACGCUCCGGCAACGAUACGAUCUAACUGUUACCUGCUGGACACUGAUUUAUACCUGCCGGCCGUCUAGUGUACGCGAAUAUAUUUACUGUCAAAGACUGAGGACGGGGUCAGAUGGAUCGGCGGCGCGCGGCGGGGGCGCUGCUAGCGCUGGCCGCGUGCAUCGCGUGCUCGGCUGCGGCUCCUACAGCAAGCAAUCAGACAGCUUUAGAUUUGUAUGAAAAUGCUCCAGAAGGUUGUUUCUACAACUUCCAACAUUAUGGCGAAGGAGACCGUAUUAUGACUAACGAACCAUGCCUAAAUUGUACCUGUCACAACCGAAUGCUGAUGUGCUACCUCAGGGUUUGUCCAUUCACCAAAGCCAUUGGUCAGGACUGCACUGUUGAAAAACGAGAUGAUCAGUGUUGUCCUAUUGUCACAUGCCCUGAUGUUCCAGUUGACCUACUCACAUCUACGUCAACAACGUCUCCAGCUGAAUAUGGAGCAACUGGAAUCGGCAAACAGGAUAAAUACGGUUGCAGUAUCAACGGAAGAUAUUUCCCCGAAGGAUCUAAAGUACCUCCGACCCCGAACAAACCAUGCGAACAUUGCUACUGUAUUCGAAAUAUGACGACUUGCGUUAUGCAAGAAUGUACUCUACAUGUAGAUGGAUGUACGCCUAUCUACCAUAAAGACGUCUGCUGUCCGAUUCGUUAUUCUUGUGAUCACGAAGAUGAGGUGCCGCUUUUGGACGACAUGACGACUACUGUGCGACCAACGCCUGGAUUUUUACUUACAACUACAACUAUAUCACCAGUAACACAGAUGACACAGGAUUGUGUUCACGAUGGUCAAAUAUUUUCGGAUGGCGCCUUAAUCAAAACUGAUAAAGCCUGUCAACAUUGUUAUUGCAUGAAGGGAGACAUGGUUUGUGUCGUACAAGAAUGUGGUGAUCCUAUGGAAAACGAAGGCAAAAACUGUAAAUCUCUAAAGACUCAUGAAGAUCAAUGCUGUCCAGAUACAUACAUUUGUGAAGGCGAUGAACUGACUUCUGAUGUACCAACCGAACCAGUCACAGAUUCAAUGAUAGAAACACUAACAACUCUGUCGCCUCCAAGAAGAACUAAUGUUGAAGGCAGUGGCUACAGAAAUGAACCCGAUGAAGCACCUUACACAGAAAUGACUACCGCCACUGAAUUAGAAGGAAGCGGGGAAGAACCAGAACCAGAAACUUCUAAGCCUCUUGGUCCUAAGGACAUUAUAACAACUCCAGGAGAUGAGGACCAAUACCUUUACAGCUCAACAAAGGCUCCUGCCAUGGAAGAACACGAUAAGACAACACCAGAAAUCAAUAAAAACAUCAUUCCGGAUGAAGCAGAAAAGAUCGACAAACUUCAUGGCUACGAACCGACGACAAGCGCUCCUGUGAGUGAAGAGGUAGAAACUACUAGCAAAGUAAUGGAAGAAGAAAUUUCUAAACCAUCAACAAAGGUGCCUGAAAUACAAGAAAGUACAACUGAUUUAGGUGAAGAACAAAAUACUGUACCUGAUGUAAUUCCCGAAGAAGAAAUCGGUAAACCACAUGACCACAUUGUAAGCACAACAAAUGUACCAGUUACAAGUGAUAGUGAAAAAGAACCUACAAAGGCCAGUACCUUGGAUGAAACACUGAAAGAAACUUCUACGCAAUCAGAGACAGACUCUGAAAAAGAACACACUGAAAGUGAUAUUACAAGAACGACUCCAACUUUAACAGCAGAAACUGAAAGCCCAAUCCAAGAAGAAAAAGAAAGCUCUAAACCAGAUGACGUGACAUCUGUUACCACAAGUAGCCCUGAAAAAGAAGAGAAGGAAAGUUCGAAACCUGACGAAUAUGUUCCUGGAACCACAAGUAGCUCAGUUGAAGAAAAGAAAGAAGGUUCGAAACCUGAUGAAUAUAUUCCUGGAACAACGAGCAGCCCCGUUGAUGAGGAGAAAGAAAGUUCUAAGCCUGACGAAUAUGUUCCAGGCACUACGAGCAGCCCAGUUGAAGGAGAGAAAGAAGUAUCUAAGCCUGACGAUGUAGUAUCUGGCACUACAGGAAGCCCAGCUGAAGAAGAGAAAGAAAUUUCUAAACCUGACGAGUAUGCUCCUGUCACGACAAGUAGUCCUGCUGAAGAAGAAAAGGAAAGUUCUAAACCAGACGAAUAUGUUCCUGGCACUACAAGUGGCCCAGUAGAAGAAGAGAAAGAAAGUUCGAAACCUGACGAAUAUGUUCCUGGCACUACAAGCAGUCCAGUUGAAGAAGAGAAAGAAAGUUCUAAACCCGAUGAGUAUGUUCCUGGUACAACAAGCAGUCCAGCGGAAGAGGAGAAAGAAAGUUCGAAACCUGAUGAAGUAGUAUCUGGCACUACAGAAAGCUCGAUUGAUGAAGAAAAAGAAAAUUCUAAACCAGACGAGAAGGUUCCUGGCACUACAAGUAGCCCAGUUGAGGAAGACAAAGAAAGUUCUAAACCUGAUGAAUAUGUUCCUGGCACUACAAGCAGCCCAGUUGAAGAAGAGAAAGAAAGUUCUAAACCUGACGAGUAUGUUCCUGGUACAACAAGCAGUCCGGCGGGAGAAGAGAAAGAAAGUUCGAAACCCGAUGAAGUAGUAUCUGAUACUACAAGCAGUCCAGCUGAAGAAGAAAAAGAAAGUUCUAAACCAGACGACAAGGUUCUUGGCACUACAAGUAGCCCAGUUGAAGAAGAACAAGAAAGUUCUAAACCUGACGAAUAUGUUCCUGGUACAACAAGCAGCCCAACUGAAGAAGAGAAAGAAAGUUCUAAACCUGAUGAAUAUGUACCUGGCACUACAAGCAGUCCAGCUGAAGAAGAAAAAGAAAGUUCUAAGCCCGAACAAUUAACUACACGUAGUCCUUUGGAGGAAAAACAAACAACUGAACCGGAUCAUGGUGAAAAUACCGUUGUCAUUGCAGACGAACACCUUUCUUCUACCACACUCGCGGUGCCUUCCGUUGAAGAAGAACCAACUACCAAACCUACUGUAGAACAAGAAACAGACAAAACAACCAUGGAAGACGUGGUGACUCCACACGAACAGUUCGCUACAGAAUCGAUAACAAAAGAUUCGGAAACUACUGUAGAACCCGACCGAGGAAUGAACACUAUUCCUGAAGACAUUCAUGAAGACGCAACCAUAGUACCAGAACAUCCACAAACAGUAGAUAUAAAACCUACGACAGUUUCUGAAAUUACAACAGGUCAUAUGGAUAGUUUGAUUACUAAAGGUGAUCAAUCCACUGUCACAACUGAACCAUCAUUUAGAAAGGAAGACGAGAUUGUUUCAACAGAAAAAUCUAAAGAAAUUGGAUCAACUACAAUCAAACCUGAGUUUGUCGAUGAAGGACUCAUUCCGACUUCGGCACAUGACGAGAAAACUGUUACAAGUUCUGAUCUUCCAACUAUAGAAGAUGAGUUUACCACAUCGGUUCCAGAAUACGUAACAGAAAUAGUAGAAACUUCGGAACCUAAACAAACAACAACGGAGCCAACCAGAGUAACAUCGUUGAUAACUGAAAUGUUGCCCGAGAAAACAUCUGAACAAGAUAGUGCCGCAACAUCUACUACAGAAAAGUCAUCAGAAAUCACCGUAGGUAUUGAAGAUACCCAUGAAGAACCUAGUCGCAUACCAGGUGAAGGCGAUUGUCUUCAAAAUGGCGUAACAUAUAGAAACAAUUCUGUCGUACCUAGUUUAGAUAAUUGCCGUACAAAUUGCCGAUGCGCUAGCAGUAUCAUCACGUGUGAUAAGAUAAUUUGCAGUCAACCACCAGACUUCAUGCACAACUGCAAAUCUAUAUUCGAGGAUAAUUCUUGCUGUCCCACAUAUGUUUGUGAUCAUCCAGGAGAAACUGUACCACCGCAGUCAGACAACCAAAUGUCAGGAACAGAAUCUCCUAUGCCUUCUCCAACCAUUGAGUGCCGUGGUGACCAAUGUGAACUUAGUGAACCAACAAAACAACAUGGUUCAACAGAACCUUGUACUUCUGGAAAUUGCAUUAAUGAGGACGAUAAUAAAACCGCAGUUGAAUGUGGAUCAGAAGGUUGCAAAGAUGUUGUACAUAAACCUGAUGUAUCACCAUCUGAGGAGUGUCCCGGUGGUAACUGCAAAUCAGAAGACUGUGCUAACGGAAAAUGUGAGUUGCCACAAACUGAUGAGCAAGUAUCUCAACAAGCAUGUAAACCAGGAGAAGAGUGCAAAGAGGUACCUAGCGUUGUUACACCUUGCGAAGGAGAAUUAUGUAACAAAAUUGAUUGUGGUCCUGAUGGUUGUGGUCAAAGCAAUAUCCCACCUCAGCCUGAACAACAACCCGAAUUAUGCAAUGAAGAAGAGGGUUGCAAACCUCAAGAUAUUCCUACUUCUGACUGUACUGGAGAUGAACCGUGCAGAAGGAAAGAAAUUUCAGGUAGUGAAGAAAAACCACCAAGUGCUUGUGAAGGUCCUAACUGCAUCAUUGAAAAGGAGACUACAGUUGCUGAAGCUACUGACUUGAGCACUGAAUCACCUAAGACCGAAAAAUCGCCAACCGAAGAAAUUGUAUUGCCAGACACAACAGAAAAGACAAGCGAAGAUAAUGAAAAAGAAGAACCUGUCAAUGAAUAUGAAUCUACUAAGAAACCAACAUCAGAAGAAGAAAUGUCUGCUGAAAUACCGGCUUCCACUGAAAAGACCCAACUACCCACUACUGAUGAAGAUAACACAGAAAAGCCAUACGACAAAACUGAAGACCAAGGCGUAGACAGCACAAGCAGACCUACCGUAACAGAUGAACUUGAAAAUAAACCUGAUGUUACUGAAAGAGCAGACACAGAAUCAUCCACCACUGUUAGUGAAGCAGACACAGAGAAAUCAGUCAUCAUUGACGAAGCAAGCACAAAACAACCCGCUAUUGAUGAAGAUAAGGAAACAGUUGUAGAUGAAGAAAGUACUGAUAUGCCACCUAUUGUAAAUGUAGAAACCGAAAAACCAUCACUGAUCGACGACAAAGAUAAACCAAUUGAUACAGAAAAGGAUACAACAGAGGCAUCUGUAACUACAGAAAAAAUCAUUGCGGGAGACGAUGAAGGAAAAGUUAAACCCUCUGACGAUGAAGAUAAGGACAAACAAAGUGAGAUUGAUAUCAGAGAGAGAGAACCUGAACUUGAUGAUAAAGAAACUACAAAUAAACCAGAAGCUGAAACAAUGGCUGCCGAAACCCCAGUUGUUACAAUGCAAGAAACCACUACAAAGGUAGCUGUAACAAGUGAAGAAGACAAAGAAAUAACAAAGACACCCAUUGAUCUUGGUGAAAAAGAUGUUGAAACAUCUACUUCGAUUGACAAAGAUGGUUCAGACAAAGAACUCACAGAAAAACCAGGAUUGGAAGAAGAAAAGAAACCCCAUCCAGAUUUAACAGAUAAGACACCUUUAGAAGAAGAUAAAAAAGAAACAGUUCCAGUUGAAUAUGAAAGCACAGAAAAAACAGUUACCGAUUCGGUCGUUUCUAGUGAAAGCCCAUCAACCCCAGUACAGUCCGAAGAAGAAAAGGGCACAGAAAGUCCUACUACGGAUGUAGAGAAACCUAGUUAUGUGGAUGAAGGCAAUGAUAAGCCUGUAUUAAACGAAAAAGAAGACGAGAAGAAACCUAUGGAUAAAGAAACCACAGAACUUCCGAUAAUCGAUGUAACUUCAGAAAAACCGGUUGAAGGUGAUGAAGAAAACAAAGAAAAACCAAUUACCGAUGAUACUGAUAAAAAAUCUACAGACGAGGCUGAAGAACAAACAAUAAAUCCAUUCAGUGACGGUGAAAGUACCGCAAUACCUGACUUUACGGAAAAAGAAAGUACAGAUAAACCAGUCAUUAUUGAUGAAGGAACAGAAGAACCAGUUGUUAUUGAAAAAGAUACAACCAAACCUGAUAUUGUUGAACAAGAAGAAACAAAGAAACCGGUCUUUGAGGAAGGUAAAGAUAAACCAGAUGUUACCGAGAAAUCUAUAGAAGAUCUACCCGUAUCUGAAACCUACACAACAAAGACACCUGAAAUAAUUGAUGGAGAAAGCCAAGUAAAACCAGGAGAUGAAGAUGAUAUUGAAAAACCAAUUCCAGUCGGCGAAAAAGAAAAACCUGUUGGAGAUAAGGAAGCUGAAAAAGAAAAACCUGUCAUUAUUGAUGAGGACAUUACAGAUAAACCCAGUAUCGUUGACGUGAAGGUAACUGAUAAACCAACAAUUCACGAAGAAGAAGGAUCUGGUUCGGAAGGUCCCGAAAUCACGCCUGCCACAGAGGUUGAAAAGGAAGAGAAAUUACCUGAAACAUCGGAUCAACCAACUGAGACAGCAGUGGUUGAAAUAGAAAAAAUAACAAUGGCACCCAUUUAUGAGUCACAAUCAACAACUACAGAACAAUAUCCCGAAAAAAUAGAUGAAAGCACAUCUUCUGAAACUCCUAUCCAACAAGUAUCAGAUUCUGAAGAAAAUAAAGAAACAGAUGUUAAAGAAACCUCAAAGAUGCCUGAAACCACAACAGAAUCUCGUUUGGAACAGGAACAAACUACUAGGUCACCAGUGUCCGUGCACGAAACAGAAACGACUGUUCAACAACAAGAACAAGAUUCUAGCAGCGCAGUAACACAAGACUUAAGCAGUGAAUCAUUAAGUACGAAAGCUCCAGAGUUAGAUGAAUCAUCAAAGCCUAUUGGUGAAGAAGAGGAUAUAUCCACGGAUUCGCCGGACAUCGAAACCCCAUCGACUAAGCUUCCAGAAACUGGGCCAGUAAUUAUUGAACCACAAGAAGGUUUUAAGACUGAAUCACCAGAACUACAAGUUACUGGUAAACCAACCGACGAAAGUGCAACUACAGUUUAUAAAAAGGAUGAGGAGAAACUAACUCCCGAAUCACAUGUAACUGAAACCUCUGCCUUACCUGAAAUUGACACUUCUGAUAAAGAUCACCAUGUCACUGUUGAAACAACCCCUGACGACGAAAGUAAAACUCAGCGUCCUGAUUUGACUAGUUCUGAGAAGGAAGAAAUGGUCACAGAACCUGUUACUGAACCAGUUAGAAGGUUUACUGAAAUCGAGGACCCAUCAGUCACUGGACAUGGAGAUUUGACAACUGAGUACCCUGAAGAAUCAACGGGACAUCUUUUACCUUCAGUUACUGAUAAACUAGAAGAAACUGAUGUUGGUAUGACAAGCUCCGAGAAACCUCUUAUAAUAGAUACAGAAACAGAAGAAUCUGAGAUGCCUAUUACAAAUACACCUGAACACACGCAAGAAUCAGAAAAAGAAAAAACAACAACAAGUGAAUUUGAAUUACCUACGACAGAAAAGACUCAUAUUACAGAUGCUCAAGAAAUUUCUCAUAUACCUGAGGAUGGUACUAGCUUUGAACAGAAGACCACAGCUACCCCUGAUCUAUCCGAGCACGAACAUAAAGACACAACUUCAUUUGAAUCAGAAACUACUCAACAUCCAACUGAAGAAGUAAGCAAAUCUUCUGAAUAUGUGACAGAGUCUUACGUUACAGAAGUUCAAGAAACAAGCACAAAGUUGGACGAGAACGAAGUUGUACACACAAAGCCUGGUGAAGAAAUUGAGCACGAAACUAAAGUACCAGAGCCAAUGCCCACAUAUGAUGUGGACAAGAAGGAACCAUCAGUUACAGAAAUAGAAAAACAACCCACUGAACAACCAUUAACAGAAAUAAAUGUUCAAACCGAAAUGCCUAGCGCGCAAGUCACAAGUGAAGUUCCACAAUCACUUGUUACUGAACAAAAAGAAACAAUUAACGAACAAAUGACUGUAUCAAGCGUGCCGAAAGAAGAAACAACACAAAAACCAGAGUUAAUGACUACACAGAACGAAGAAAUUUCUAAAGUUCCAGACGUACAUGGAGAACAUGAUGUUCGUACAGAGGUACCAGUACACAUAACUGAAUCUGUAGAAGCAAGCGCAAUACCAACUGAUCAGGAAACUGAAACAGAAAAGCAAUAUACUGAAACUACAUUGCAAGAAUUACCAACUGUAACUGAAAAGGUUGAACAAAGCGAAGUUACUAAGAUAACCGAACAUACAUCAGCUCAAACUGAACAUUCGGAAACGACACCAUACUUAAUUGAAUUAGAAGAACACACACACAAGAUGGUAGACGACACAACAACGGUAUUACCUUUCGAUGAAGAGCAUUCUUAUAAACCUGUGGAAGACAUUUCAAUGCCGACACCAUCCGAAGAUGACAAACCAGUAGAAGAACCCUCAAAAACAACGCCCGCCGAGGAGGAUAUCCCUAUUAAAUCUGAAGGUGUUUCAACACCAUCGAUAGAAGAAGAACACUCUUUGAAACCUGAUGAAGACGUUACAACGUCAUUACCUACUCAAGAAGAACACUCUUAUAAACCCGAACAAGAAGCAUCUACAUCUUCGCCUUCCGUAGACGAACAUUCUUACAAACCUGUAGAAGAAGGCUCAACAUUACCAGCUACCGAUGAAGAGCACUCUGAUAAGCCUGUAGAAGAUGUGACCACGCCUUCACCUUCCGAUGAGGAACACUCCUAUAAGCCAGUAGAAGAAACUUCAUCAGUCUCACCCUCUGAUGAAGACUUUACUUCAAAGAUUCAAGAGCACAUCACUACAGCAUUACCUUCCGAAGUGAAACUUACAACAGAGCACCAAGAGAGUAGCCAAGAGCCUGAAGUCACUGAGUUACCCACUAAGGUGACGGAUGAAGUAGAAACCCACACUAAGUCCAGUGAAGUACCUCAGGAUGUUUCUGAAAAGGUAACAGAAUCAGCACCUGCUGAAGAAACUACACAAGCUGCGGCUAAAGACGAAGAUAAAUACGAUGCUGAUCACAAAGAAUCUACGACAUCGGCCCCUGUUGAAGUUAGUGAAGAAACUAGUUCACCUACAGUUGCCACAGAGUCCGAAAAAUUACCCUCCUCAGAAUCAGAUAUCACAGUACCAACUGAAAAAGAAAUCGUUACUAGCGAAAAACCAUCUCCGCCGAUUGUAUCCCAGGAAACCACGAAACCAGAAGAAGAAGUUGUAUUCUCAACUACAAAAGCCACAACUGUGCGCGAAGGAGAUGAAUUUGAUGAUAAGAUUGAGAAACCUGAUGAAAAGCCUAUUGAUCUUCCAUCAAGUACUACAACCGAAGCUUCUAAACCAAGUAUGCCCGACUUACAAUCUACAGAUGAAUUACCAAGUCCAGGUGAAGACGAUCAUUUCCCACCCGGAACUGGUCCUGGAGGAUACGGUGAACCUGAUUACGUCGAAGAGGAUCAAGCUUUCGGACCAGGAACUUGUCGUUACGGAGGCAAAGUAUACGUGUCAGCGCAACAGAUACCAAGAGAUGACCCAUGUGAUUUCUGUUUCUGCUUCCGAAGUGACAUCAUCUGUUUACAACAAAGUUGUCCACCUCCCAUUCACGGAUGUCAUGAAGAGCCCAUUCAAGGUUUCUGUUGUCCUCGAUAUGAAUGUCCCGUAUCCAUGGCAACCACAGUCAACGUUACAACAACUACUACUACGACAACAACAACACUGCCUCCUCAUUUCCCCACCCACUCGUACAAGGGGGCGGCACAGAGAAGAGGCUGUCAAAUAAAAGGACACACGUACAAAGUAGGAGAGGUAGUGCGCUCAUCAUCAGGACCAUGUUUACACUGCACAUGUGGAGGAGACGGUCAGAUGAAAUGCGAUCCUAAAGCGUGCACACCAGAGCCAAUGUUAAGACAAAUGAUAGCUGCAGCUGUAUCCGCGAAGCGGCGAAGAUGAAGAUCUUCGACAGCGUCGGCAACUGUCUCGCACACGCCAUCACUGGGAUGAAGCACCUAUGUGAUAAAUAAUUUCAUCUACUCUUCUAAGCACAAGAAUAAUGCUCAACUCAAAUUAUCCCCAUGGAGUAGUUUAAGAUUUCGUGUCAUAUGUAGUAAUCUAUGUUAUUGAUUUUUUUACUUUUCCAUAAAUGUCGUGGCACGCGCAACUCAAUUAUUAAGGAAAUAACCGAUCAUGACUGUGAUUAAAAUAUUAUAAAUUUUAAUAUUAAUUUCUGAAACUAAAAUUUUAUGAAUUUUGAGUCUUCAUUUUAGGGCUAAUUUAUUUUAUUAUUUAUCUUUUCUAACAAAAGUCAGUGCCAAACGAUAGUGCUAAGUUGUAAACGACUAGGCCUUUAUGAUAAAAGUUCAAAAUUAUCAAAUGUCACUCAUAAAUUAAAAUUCAUAUUGACCAAAGCGAAGCUAAUUAUAUACUCUCAAUAAAAUAUAUUUCGACCAAGAUCAAGCUUCAAAGGUCAUUUAGAUCGCCGAAAUCUUGACCAUUUUAAAUGUAAACUUAAUUGUUUUACCGAUUUAAGCUUAGUCAAUUUCUUUGUUUUUACACGAUGUUACAGAAACCGGUCUAGUAUCGUGUAAAUAUGAAGUUAUCUUAAGGAUCCCUGAUGUUGUAAAUGCCUUACUUAAUUUGUAAUAAUUUAUAUAUUUUAGGUGUAUAGUACUUAAGCCAUGUUUUGAGACCAGUGACUAUUAUAAUUUUAGAAGUAAAAAGGCCGUUUACUAUAAUGAGAAAAGCACCGGUCGACGUGUUAUCCUUGGCCGGUGCUUUUCCUUCUUUCACGUCUUACAGAAAGUGACUGUCCUUGUUUUCUUUAAUUCGUGGAAGACGCGUGAUUUUUACUAGCACUUGCUCAGUGAUAGUGGCCAAUAUUUUAAUCGUUUUGUAAAAACUUUACAAUAUGAUUACACGAGAAGCAUAUUGUAGGAUCUUUUGUAACUUUUGAUAUUAAAGUGCUGGUAGGUUUAUAAAUAAAGCAGAUCGAGAUGGGUACGAAAGUUCAGUAGACUGUUGCGACCGCCCGGCACCCAGGUGGUGCAGGCGUCAGCUCGCAUUAAUUCGUACCAACCUUCGUCUGUGCGCAAGUUGUAGUUAUAUUUCUUCUUAUUUAUUUAAAGUCGUAGCAAUAGAAGUAUUGGUCAAAAAAUUAUUGUGAAUUGAAUAUUUCACCAUUUUUUAAAGAAAUACAUUCAAUCGCAACAAAGUAUUUCAAUAAAUCAUAUUAUUAUUUGUUUAUGAUAUUUUACCAAGACUAGCGAAGAUCUAGCUGUCUGUACAACUGUGCGAAUGAGUUUUGAAUAAAAUAUUUCAAAUGAAAA
Spodoptera frugiperda (fall armyworm) is the source of this 11348-nucleotide messenger RNA. RefSeq names its product mucin-5AC. The record is from RefSeq and is a predicted model, not a curated record. Bases 319 to 9975 code for a protein of 3218 amino acids. Gene Ontology annotation, molecular function: protein binding. NCBI's taxonomy places the organism in Eukaryota, Metazoa, Arthropoda, Insecta, Lepidoptera, Noctuidae. The transcript has 7 exons.